This is a messenger RNA of Schistosoma haematobium, 471 nucleotides long. RefSeq lists its product as uncharacterized. NCBI's taxonomy places the organism in Eukaryota, Metazoa, Platyhelminthes, Trematoda, Strigeidida, Schistosomatidae. The transcript has a single exon. The coding region runs from base 1 to 471 and encodes 156 amino acids. The record is from RefSeq and is a predicted model, not a curated record.
AUGGAAGAUGUGAGAACCAGGAGAGGAGCUGAUAUAGCUUCAGAUCACCAUCUAGUUGUGGCCAAUUUAAAACUGAACCUAGAGAAGAACCAGACAACUGGACAAACAGCACUACAAAGGUUCAAUACAGACUUCCUUCAACAUGCUGACAAACUCAACAGGUUCAAAAUAACUCUCAACAACAGGUUCCAAGCCUUACAAGAUCUACUGAAAGGAGAAGAAACUACUAUGGAGGACAACUGGAAAGGUAUCCAAGAAGCAUUAACUUCAACGUGUCAAGAGGUUCUUGGUCGCAAGAAGCAUCAUCAUGAAGAAUGGAUCUCUAUCAAAACCCUAUACAAUAUUCCAGAAGAGAAGAACAAGAAGACAGCAACUAACAACAACAGAACAAGAACAGAGAAAGUGAAGGUACAAGAUGAAUCCACAGAAGCAAACAAGCAACUGAAGAGGAGUAUUAAGGCCUACAGGUAG